GACGCAAUGGCUACUCCCCUCCGUGUUGCUUUAUGCUUAAGAAGAUAAGACAGAUACAAUAAGUAUUACUAUACUCUGUGGUAGAAGACAAACACUUAGCAAUAUAACAAAUUGUUUGUUUGAUUGAUUAUCGCUGUUUUUGUAGCUGUAAAUCCAAUGUAUUUUUACUAUUUUUGAAAGUUAAGUUAAUAUGGCUCACAUGUUAGAUUUCAAGAAAAUAUGUCGAGCUUGUCUCAGUGAUGCCGGGCCUCUUAGAGAAUUGUUUACAGCUUGUUCCGCUGGUGUAUUUAAGUAUUGUACUUCCGUUGAGAUUUCAGAUAUAGAUCCACUACCAAAGUUAAUCUGCCAGACAUGCUUAGACUUGUUAAAUAAAUUAUAUUACUUCAAGCAAGUGGUUGUGAGGUCAAAUGUUAUACUGAAACAGCAGUGCAGACUACAGAAUUUACAGAGUAAAAAUGAUCCCCAGCCAAACGAUGGGAGUGAGAUAGUUGAAGUCAAUAUCACAGAACUCAACGAAGAGGUGAAAAUGCAUGAAAAUAAUCUUUCAAGUGAUAACGGCGAAAAUUUGGACAGUACAGAGAAACCCUCGGCUGAUGCAAUACUUAUAAGUCAAAUCCUAUCAAGGCGAAGAAGACGAGGGCCCGGACGACCACCAAAAGAUCCCGACGGUCCUAAAAGAAGGCGAGAGCGCAUGAAGUGUAUGAAAUGCGGCAAGAGUUUCCAGAAGUAUGAAAAUUUCGAAGCACACAUGCGUGGACACUUUGGAAAGAAGCCUGACAUUAAAUGCAAGCACUGCGAGAAAACGUUCCUGUCCCUUCGGAGCCUGAGCAGCCAUGUGCGGAUACACACCGCGGUACGCAAAUAUCAAUGCCUGACCUGCGGGAAAAGCUUCGCAUACUUGAACGUUCUCAAAAACCAUGAAUUAAUACAUGCUGGUAUCAAGAAACACCAGUGUCACCUUUGUGAUGCUAAGUUCGUCCAGGCUUACAAUCUAAAGAUGCACUUGGAAACGCACAACAACCAGAAAAACUAUAGCUGCUCUCAGUGUGGUAAAAAAUUUGCACAGCCAGGGAACCUGAAGAUUCAUCUCAUACGUCACACGGGCAUCAAAAACUAUGCUUGUACUAUGUGUGAAAUGCGUUUUUACAUAAAGGCUGAUCUUGUAAAACAUAUGAGAUCUCAUUCUGCAGAGAAACCCUUUUCAUGUCAGCUCUGUGAUAAAACUUUCAAAAGUAGAAGUUUUCAAGCGAUACAUAUGAGGACACACACUGGUGAACGACCAUAUGCUUGCGACUUGUGCCCCAAGAAAUUCAUGGCAAGAAAAGAUCUCCGUAAUCACCGCAUGAUUCACACCGGUGAGAAACCCCACAAGUGCCAGCUCUGCAAUCAGGCAUUCAUACAAAAGUGUGCCCUCAAUAGACAUAUGAAGGGUCAUGGUAAAGCUAAUGAAGAUGCCCAGAACUUAAUCCGAGCCCCGCUGCCACCGGUGAAUAAUACGCCAUCAUUGCCAGUUACAUACACUCAGUGGCAUAACUGAUUGUCGUGUUGUAGUGAUGGGACACAGUUUUAUUGAUAGUGAAAGUAUAUAUUGAGUGUAAAUGAAGAUGCACAGAACUUAAUCCGAGCCCCUCUACCACCGAUGUUACCACUUGCAUAUACUCAGUGGCACAACUGAUAGAUAUGUUUUAGUAAUGAGACUCAUUGUUGUGGAAGAUGAAAAUAUAAUUAUAUUCGUUUGUAUUUAGCUCUCUCUAAUUGAGGAUCUCUAGGUGAGGUUCUUUAUAUUAACUAUCAUUUGUGCUUAAUGUCAAUUGAUUGUUGUAUAAAUGAUGAAAGUGUAACUCAGUUAUGUGUCCUAAAUUGUUUGUACAAAAUUACCUUUUGUGAUAAAAUAUUCUUCUGUAUCAGAACAUUU
This is a messenger RNA of Melitaea cinxia (Glanville fritillary), 1915 nucleotides long. RefSeq names its product zinc finger protein 32-like. Gene Ontology annotation, cellular component: nucleus. Lineage: Eukaryota; Metazoa; Arthropoda; Insecta; Lepidoptera; Nymphalidae. The record is from RefSeq and is a predicted model, not a curated record. The transcript has 8 exons. The coding region runs from base 191 to 1537 and encodes 448 amino acids. Gene Ontology annotation, molecular function: zinc ion binding.